AUGACCGACCCAAAGUACGUUUUUCGACAUGUAAAAUUGCCAACUCGAGGCGAAAAGUUAAGCUCGCCUUUCCAGAAGUUUGACACGACCGUCCCCAAGAAAACAUUUUCCAAUAAAAACCAGAAAGCCCAGGAAACUACACAAAAACUGGGUAUUACUUCUUCAGAGCUUCAAAGUGCAAAACUUUCAGCACUUCCUCCGACUUCUUACAUCGACGAAAAGUUCAAAGAAAUUUCCGCGUUAUUUGAUAUUGAAACAUCUGAAUCCACCAACUUGCCUUAUGAAACAAAAUGGCUUUUACUUCAGAAACAUGUACCUGAUGCGUCUCAGUCCAAAAUGCGUAAUGCCACAUUUGCUGUUUCUUCUCUUCGUAUAGAACCGACGCCACUGUUACUUACUGCCAUCGUCAACUUCCUAAAGACAGAGAAGUGGAUGUCCCAAUUUAUAGAGGCUGAUGGUGUUGGUGCUUUGAUUAAUGCCUUAAAGUUCUCAAUGAGUGGAAAGGAUAGGAAAAAUAGUGCAGAGAUAUCUCGAGGUGCUUUGAGUGCUUUAAGAAUCUUAGCGCCCACUUAUGCAGAUAAUUUACUUGAUCUCCGCGUCUGUGAGCAGUUAGUGAAAUGUCUGACUGAAAAUGUAGCGGAUGAUAGAAUUAAGUCUGAGAGUGUGAUGGUUCUUUGUCUUCUAUCAAACUCUAAACGAGGGACUGAAGCUCUUUUAACCGCUCUUGAUGGUGUCAAAGGAAAAGAUGGCAGAUUUAAAGUGCUAAUAGACUUGCUUGGCAAAAGUGAUGAUGGUGAGAUGAAAGCUGCAUUAGUGGGAAUGUUUUGUUAUAUUGCAAACAAUUCUGAAGACAUCUUUUCGAGGAUCUCUCGACGUGCGGAAUUAAGUUUGAGUGGGUUUGACAUCCAAUGUGACGGGUUCAAAUCUGCCGCGUCAGUUUCGAUGUCGAAGGACAGCAUUGAAAUUUUAAAUCAAGUUGGUCUUUACGACAAAUUGCGAGACGCCGAUGACAAGAAGAUGAAAGAACGAUUUGGUGAUAUCCCAAAUUUAGCGACAGAUAGAACAGAUGAGAAAUUGCGUGAUGUUUUAGUCAGUGCAAAAGCGGAUGGGAUGUAUGUCCAGAUGAUGAAAGAACUUGAGUUUUUAGUCGGGACUGAUUAUACGAAGAACAAGAAGGAUACAAUCGUUCAACAAAAGUUAUUAGUCAUCACACGACUUGUGAGACAAUUAGGUCUCUAUUCAUACAACAACGACAACAAAGUCAUAGAGUUUAAUGAACACGCAAUAGAUGUGAAUGCACUUGUUGAUGGAGCAGCUGAUUGUUUGGCAAUCAAACAAUUGUUAGAUGAAAAUGCAUCACUUCGAGCAGGUGGCGCAAAAAAGAACAAAAUCGACGAUGAGCAAAGAGAAGCUCUCAUCAAAGCCAAGUUGGACGAGUUAAAGAAGCAAUCAACCGAAUUGACACAAAAUGAUGAAAAGGUUACAAUGAGACUUAAAGAUGUCGAAGAACGAGAGAAGAAGUUGUCCCUCCUAGAAACAAACCAAAUUGCGUUAGAGUCUUUGACCAAACAACACGAUCAGUUGAAAGGACAAUUUAAUAACACUAUGGAAGUGAUGAAGAUUUUAACUAAGAACCCAAGACUCGUCGAACAUCUGAAGACAGUGAAUGGGACUUUCGCAUUUUCAGACACUGCAACACAAGUCGCCAAUAAAAGUGAUGAAGUUGUUAUUGACAAAGACGAGUUAAAUAGACUUAAGGAAGCGGUUUCUAAUUUGGCUCCAAAAGGAAUUGCGGCCCCUUCGACGGGAAAAGAUGUGUCUAAUGUAUCAGUAUCAAACAUAUCAACAGACACCAAAGUUCCAGAGACAAUUGCACCACCACCCGAACUUGCCCCACCGGGUGGUCUUGCUCCACCACCAGGACUUGAACCACCAGGAAUGUUACCGCCACCAGGACUUGAACCACCAGGAGGAAUGCUCCCACCACCAGGCUUAGCUCCACCUGGCCUCGAACCACCUGGUGGACUCAUGCCACCAGGAAUGUUACCACCACCAGGACUUGCUCCACCAGGUGGAAUGAUGCCUCCACCAGGUUUAGCGCCACCGGGAGGUAUGAUGCCGCCAGGAAUGUUACCACCGCCAGGUGGAUUGGCACCUCCAGGUAUGAUGAUGCCACCGGGAAUGAUGCCACCACCGGGAAUGGGAAUGCCAGGGAUGGGUAUGAUGGGUCGUCCUGGCUUAAAGAUCAAACUUACUUUAGACAAAAUCAAAGUUCCCGAUCAAAAGUUUAAGAUGAAGACCGUCAACUUUGCAGCCAUUCCAGACACUAAAUUGACGAAUACCAUUUUUUCGAAAAUGGAAGGAGAUACAAAGAUAUUUUCGCACUUCGACGAGAUGUCAUCACUUUUCAAAAUUAAAGAAAAGGUUAAAGUCGAGAAGCCUGUUGAUACUGGUAAGAAGAAAAUUGAGUACUUCCGUGUCUACGAUGGGAAGAAAUCGCAAGCAGUUUCAAUUACAUUGAAAUCAUUUAAAGGUGCUGAUGUCAAGAAGAUCAUUGAAUCUAUUGAAGCAUUAGACACUGGGUUUAUCAACGAUCAGACUAUGAUUGAUGGUCUUUUGAAUGCGCUUCCAACUAUUGACAAAAAGACCCCAGACAAUGAUGAGUUCUUAAAAAUAGAGAAUUUCAUCAACAAAGUUAAUCCGGCCGAUAACGACAAAAUACUUGAUGCACCAGAAGCUUUUGGGUAUGAGUUGUAUACCAAAUGUCCAAAUGCCAAAGAGAAGUUGCAAGCCAUUAAGAUCAAACUUGGCUUCCCCGAGAAGUUCAAUCAGCUCGACAACGACUUAGCCGCUAUUUUGAGCGCAACUUCUAACCUUUCAAAAUCAAAGAAGUUCCAAAAGGUCCUUGAAAUUGUGUUGAUUUUGCUGAAUUACAUCCAAAAAAUUAACAAAAAGAAACAGUCUUCUGGUUUUAAGAUGGACUUGUUGACCAAAUUACAAGACACAAAGAAUGAUGACGGAAAUAAAAACAUGGUGGACUUCCUCUGCUCUGUCAUUCACAACGAUUACAAGGACAUUUCCGACUUUUUGUCCGAGCUUGAACCAGUAGUAACUGGAAGUAAAAUUUCUUCUAAAGACGUUGACUCACGCUAUGCAGAUCUUGUUAAGUCACAAACAGAACUCGACAGUUUGUUGAAAACUUUGAACGAAAACAGUGCUAAUGGCAUUUUUGCGGGUAUAUUAGAACAAUCAACGUCUUCUAUAGCAACAGACAUGCUGCUUCUUGAGACCAAAAAGAAACAGUUUGCUGUCGACUUUCCUGAAUGUGCUGUGCUUUUUGGUGAAGACAAAACAAAGAUCCCAGAUUCAGGGGACUUUUUCAAACCAUUUGCAUCGUUUUACACGGCUUACGAAAAAGCAGAGAAAGCACUCCAAGACGAAGAAAAGGCGGCUCAAAAGAAGAAAGAGAAAGAGGAACAAGCUCUCUUGAAGGCAGCAGAAGACGAGAAAAAGAGAAAGGAGAGAGAAGAGAAGAAGAAAGAACAGGAAGCAAGUAUUGACAAGAUGCUGCCAGGCGUUUCAAAGAAAGCAGUCAAGAAAAUCAAGAAGGUCACAAAACAUGCCGCAGAAGAAGUCAAAGACGAGAAAGAAGAGAAGAAAGAAGUUGUCGUCAAAGUUAAGAAAGUCAAGAAAAGAGUUGUCAAAAAAGAGACGACAGAAUAA
Entamoeba invadens IP1 is the source of this 3723-nucleotide messenger RNA. Its product is annotated as protein diaphanous, putative. The transcript is spliced from 2 exons. The coding region runs from base 1 to 3723 and encodes 1240 amino acids. Lineage: Eukaryota; Evosea; Mastigamoebida; Endamoebidae. The record is from RefSeq and is a predicted model, not a curated record. Gene Ontology annotation, biological process: actin cytoskeleton organization. Gene Ontology annotation, molecular function: actin binding; small GTPase binding.